Lacerta agilis (Sand lizard) is the source of this 2946-nucleotide messenger RNA. Its product is annotated as zinc finger protein 91-like. The transcript has 4 exons. The record is from RefSeq and is a predicted model, not a curated record. NCBI's taxonomy places the organism in Eukaryota, Metazoa, Chordata, Lepidosauria, Squamata, Lacertidae. The coding region runs from base 310 to 2688 and encodes 792 amino acids.
GCGAAGGAGGAACGCGGGUGGCGAGAGAGGAGAAAGAGGGAAGCUGCUGCAUCCAAUGGUAGGAGCUCCAGACACUGGUGUGAUCUACUGUUAUUCCAAGUCAGGCCAUUGGUCCACCGGGAGAGGAGAGGUGACGGAGGAGUCCGUGUCAGGAUAAAAAGGGUUUACUUUCCUCCCACUCCAAAGCAGACAGUGGAGAAGACAAUCAGAAUUUUGGGGUACAAUUUGAAAUUUCAUGGGGAAUACAAAGCAACGAUUUAAAGGUGUGGAAUGUAGAAUGUACUACAGUCAGUGAACGCAUAUUAACGAAUGCACACAGUGGAGAAACAAUUGGAAGGUAUGGAGUACGUAAAGAAUUUGAGUGAGAAUCAGCGGCUUCUAAAACAUCAACAGAUUCACACAGAGGAAAAACAAUUUAUAUGUAUAGACUGUGGGAAAAGCUUCCCUCAUAGUAGGAGCCUAAGAAGUCACCAGCGAAUUCACACAGGGGAGAAACCAUACAAAUGUAUGGAGUGUGGAAAGAGCUUCAGUCAUAGUAGCAACCUUACAAGACAUCAACGAACUCACACAGGGGAGAAACCAUUUAAAUGCAUGGAGUGUGGAAAGAGCUACAGUCAUAGUGAAUCCCUUAAAAUACAUCAACGAACUCACACUGGGGAGAAACCAUUUAAAUGCAUGGAGUGUGGAAAGAGCUUCAGUACAAGUAGAAAACUUAAUUCACAUAGUCGAACUCACAUUGCUGAGAAACCAUUUAAAUGUCUGGAGUGUGAAAAGAGCUUCAGUCAUAGUGAUUCCCUUAAAAUACAUCAACGAACUCACAUUGGGGAGAAACCAUAUAAAUGCAUGGAGUGUGGAAAGAGCUUCAGUACAAGUAGAAAACUUAAUUCACAUAGUCGAACUCACACUGGUGAGAAACCAUUUAAAUGUAUGGAGUGUGAAAAGAGCUUCAUUCACAGUGUAGACCUGAAUAUACAUCACCGAACUCACACGGGCGAGAAACCAUACAAAUGUAUGGAGUGUCCAAAGAGCUUCAGUCAUAGUAGAAACCUUACAAGACAUCAACGAACUCACACAGGGGAGAAACCAUUUAAAUGCAUGGAGUGUGGGAAAAGUUUCCCUCAUAGUAGGAGCCUAAGAAGUCACCAGCGAACUCACACAGGGGAGAAACCAUACAAAUGUAUGGAGUGUGGAAAGAGCUUCAUUCACAGUGUAGACCUGAAUAUACAUCACCGAACUCACACGAGCGAGAAACCAUACAAAUGUAUGGAGUGUGGAAAGAGCUUCAGUCAUAGUAGCAACCUUACAAGACAUCAACGAACUCACACAGGGGAGAAACCAUUUAAAUGUAUGGAGUGUGAAAAGAGCUUCAGUCAUAGUAAUUCCCUUAAAAUACAUCAACGAACUCACACUGGGGAGAAACCAUAUAAAUGCAUGGAGUGUGGAAAGAGCUUCAGUACAAGUAUAAAACUUAAUUCACAUGGUCGAACUCACACUGGUGAGAAACCAUUUAAAUGUUUGGAAUGCGGAAAGAGCUUCACUAAGAAUGAAAACCUUAAAAUACACCAUCGAACUCACACUGGUGAGAAACCAUAUAAAUGCAUGGAGUGUGGAAAGAGCUUCAUUCACAGUGUAGACUUGAAUAUACAUCACCGAACUCACACGGGCGAGAAACCAUACAAAUGUAUGGAGUGUCCAAAGAGCUUCAGUCAUAGUAGCAACCUUACAAGACAUCAACGAACUCACACAGGGGAGAAACCAUUUAAAUGUAUGGAGUGUGAAAAGAGCUUCAUUCACAGUGUACACCUGAAUAUACAUCACCGAACUCACACGAGCGAGAAACCAUACAAAUGUAUGGAGUGUGGAAAGAGCUUCAGUCAUAGUGGAAAUCUUAGAAAACAUCAUCGAACUCACACAGGUGAGAAACCAUAUAAAUGCAUGGAGUGUGGAAAGAGCUUCAUUCACAGUGUAGACUUGAAUAUACAUCACCGAACUCACACGGGCGAGAAACCAUACAAAUGUAUGGAGUGUCCAAAGAGCUUCAGUCAUAGUAGCAACCUUACAAGACAUCAACGAACUCACACAGGGGAGAAACCAUUUAAAUGUAUGGAGUGUGAAAAGAGCUUCAGUCAUAGUGAUUCCCUUAAAAUACACCAACGAACUCACACUGGGGAGAAACCAUAUAAAUGCAUGGAGUGUGGAAAGAGCUUCAGUACAAGUAUAAAACUUAAUUCACAUAGUCAAACUCACACUGGUGAGAAACCAUUUAAAUGUUUGGAGUGUGGAAAGAGCUUCACUAAGAAUGAAACCCUUAAAAUACACCAUCGAACUCACACUGGUGAGAAACCAUUUAAAUGUUUGGAGUGCGGAAAGAGCUUUCAUAAGAGUGAUACCCUUAAAAUACACCAUCGAACUCACACUGGUGAGAAACCAUUUAAAUGUUUGGAGUGCGGAAAGAGCUUUCAUAAGAGUGAUACCCUUAAAAUACACCAUCGAACUCACACUGGUGAGAAACCAUUUAAAUGUUUGGAGUGCGGAAAGAGCUUCACUAAGAAUGAAAACCUUAAAAUACACCAUCGAACUCACACUGGUGAGAAACCAUUUAAAUGUUUGGAGUGCGGAAAGAGCUUUCAUAAGAGUGAAACCCUUAAAAUACACCAUCGAGCUCACACUGGUGAGAAACUAUUUUAAUGUUUGGAGUGCGGAAACAGCUCCAUUCACAGUGUAGACCUGAAUAUACAUCAACAAACUCACACAGGUGAGAAACCAUUUAAAUGCAUCGAGUGUGGAAAGAGCUUCUUGCCAGAGUGGAGACCUUACAAAGCAUCAUCGAGCUCACUUGGGAAGGAACCUGUAAAUGUAUUGAUGGUGGAAAGAGCUUAUUUCAGAGUGGAAGCCUUACAAAGUACCAACGAAAACAAACUCGAGAAACAGCUUCAAUAGAAGGAG